AUGACACCAAUCCUAGCUGUCGAGAGCGCCGUCAUCGCGAUUAGGGUUUCCAAGGGAAAAGAAACCCAGAAAGGAACGGCCGCAGACGCGCCGCACUCGAGCUUCGUCACCACGGCGGACAGCGUGCGGCUGCGGCACACGCAGCAGGGCCCGCCGUCCACGCCGGCGCUCGUCUUCAUCGCCGGGUGGGCGCAGACGGCGGCGCAGUUCCGCGAGCAGGCGGCGCGCCUCCGCGUCAACCACGUACGACCACCGCGGCCACAGCGACUCCGACAAGCCCGCGUUCGAGUACCGCGUCGCGCGCCGACGCCGCCGACCUCGACCUGCGCGACGCCGCCGCCCUCGUCGGCCGCUCACUCCAUGGGCGCCUCCACCCCCGCCAUGACCGCCGACCCGGCCUGGCCCCCCCCCGACCGCAGCGCCGUGUUCCCCGCCGGCCGACGCUUCGAGCUCGCCGCGCGCGAGGCGCUCUCCCGCCGCUUCUUGCCCAGCGCCGACCCUGCGGACCGAGCGUGGGCGCUCGCCCAGCAGGCCAAGACGCCGGCGCCGCUCGCGGCCGACUGGCGCCACGUGCUCCCGCGCAUCGAUGCCGUCGAGCGCGUGUCGCGCAGCAGAUCCCCGGCGCGCGGCUCGAGGGUCUUCGAGAAGCACGAGGGCGGCAGCCACUUCGUGUUCUGGGGGAACCCCGACAAGUUCAACCGCGUGCUGGAGGAGUUUCUGGAGAGCUGA
Molecule: messenger RNA, 729 nt
Organism: Durotheca rogersii
Lineage: Eukaryota; Fungi; Ascomycota; Sordariomycetes; Xylariales; Xylariaceae
Product: alpha/beta-hydrolase
Exons: 4
Coding region: 1-729 (242 amino acids)
Source: RefSeq, a predicted model, not a curated record